CAUAAAAUAAUUGCUAUGGUAGGAGUUUUGCAGCCUCUACCCUGCAAUGUUGGAGUUCGGUCCCUCCACUCUACAGGAAGUUACCAUAUUCAGAGUCCACUAAUCCAUAUAACAUCACCAGGUCCAAUUAAAUAUUUUAGUUCUUCAAUCCAUCUGAGACUGCUUCAAGUUACAGGUGAUUGCAGAGGUAAAACCAAGGUUUUUGCAUUGAGGAGGAGAAGGGCAAAUGAGAGGACUGAAACUUAUGUGCUAUUAGAACCAGGGCAGGAUGAGAAGUUUGUUUCUGAGGAAGAAUUGAAGGCCACGUUAAAAGGGUGGCUGAAAAAUUGGCCUGGUGAGGCUCUUCCUCCUGAUCUUGCAAGAUAUGAGACCAUUGAUGAUGCUGUUUCUUUUCUAGUGAGGUCUGUUUGUGAACUUGAAAUUGAUGGAGAUGCUGGCUCUGUACAAUGGAUCUGGGUAAGGGGAGGACGAUUGGAGUUGAUAGUGAGUCACACGGCCUUUACCAUCUUGUGGUGCUUAAUUCUCCAGUGGCAUGUACCAUAAUAGAUACUCCAGACCUAAUUCACAAUCGUCUUAGACAUUCGAGACUAUCUACAAUCCAGAAGAUGCUCCCUUAUCUAUUUCGUUUACAAUCUUUGAAUUGUGAGUUUUAUCAACAAAAGAAACAC
Messenger RNA from Gastrolobium bilobum, 668 nucleotides. RefSeq names its product protein CHLORORESPIRATORY REDUCTION 7, chloroplastic. Bases 16 to 543 code for a protein of 175 amino acids. Lineage: Eukaryota; Viridiplantae; Streptophyta; Magnoliopsida; Fabales; Fabaceae. Gene Ontology annotation, cellular component: chloroplast stroma. The record is from RefSeq and is a predicted model, not a curated record. The transcript is spliced from 4 exons.